This is a messenger RNA of Zingiber officinale, 4670 nucleotides long. Its product is annotated as ABC transporter C family member 8-like. Bases 132 to 4526 code for a protein of 1464 amino acids. Lineage: Eukaryota; Viridiplantae; Streptophyta; Magnoliopsida; Zingiberales; Zingiberaceae. Gene Ontology annotation, molecular function: ABC-type transporter activity; ATP binding; ATP hydrolysis activity. Gene Ontology annotation, biological process: transmembrane transport. Gene Ontology annotation, cellular component: vacuolar membrane; plant-type vacuole. The transcript is spliced from 12 exons. The record is from RefSeq and is a predicted model, not a curated record.
AAAUAAUUCAAAAUGAAAGAGACAAAUCAAUAUAAGCGAUAUAGUUGUUGUGCUGGUACUUCUCUUCCUAUAGACCAGAGGUUAUUUGCCAUCUGCUCAGAGGAAAUCCUUCUUCAGCGAUCUCGAUAAGCAUGGUUUCUUCACAGUCACACAACAUUCAAGGCUGGUUCAGCUUGAUCUGUGAGGAAGGAUUUGAUCUGGGAGCGCCGUGCACAGAGAAGAGCAUAAUAGACUUGAUCAACACUGUCUUCCUCAUCACUUACACCCUGUGCUUGCUUAUACUCUGUCUCAGAAGACAAUACAUCGGCAGAAACAGGCACAGGGAAUGGAUUCCCUUCGUCAUCUCCCUUUGUUGUGCUUUAACAGGCAUCUCAUACUUGACUGCAGGUUUGAGAGCCCUAACUCUCAAAGAACACAAGUCUAUCAACUGGUUCUUCUGCUUCAUCAGAAGUCUAGUUUGGAUAGCUCUAUCAGUUUCCUUGACCGUCCAACCCACGAAGCAGCUGGUGCAAAUCAUAAGCUUGGUGUGGUGGACUUCAUUUCCGCUUCUAUUUUCUGCAUACAAUGUGAAUUUCCUCUUGAGACAUCACCAAAACCUUCAAAUCCUCGAUCUCUUAUCCUGGCCCGUGUGCUUUCUACUUCUGUUCUACUCCAUCAAGCUCAUCGCUCGAAGGGAGCUUCAGGGAGGAGAACAUGACUUAUGUCAGCCACUGUUGAGCGGCCAGAAGAGCUCAAGGAAACCUGGUUUUUUUAGUCUCUUGGCAUUCUCUUGGUUAAACCCUUUGCUAAAGCUUGGUUACUCCAAACCUCUGCAACUCAACGACAUCCCUCCUCUGUAUCCCGAAGACACUGCUCAGCAAGCUUACGACAGAUUCUUCCAAGCAUGGAGUACUGCUCGAAGACACAGCAAAGGAAAAGCCACCAAUUUUGUUUCUUCAUCACUGUUCAAAUGUUACUCGAUAGAGCUUUCGGUGUCAGGGUUUUAUGCAUUACUGAAAGCUGUAACGGUUUCUUCUUCCCCGAUUCUACUCUACGCAUUUGUGUGGUACAACUACCUCGAGGAGAGAGAGCUCAAGAUUGGCCUUGCGCUUGUCGGUCUCUUGGUCGUGAUGAAGGUGGUGGAGUCCUUGUCUCAAAGGCAUUGGUUUUUCCAAUCGAGGAGGUUGGGCAUGAAGAUGCGAUCGGCUUUGAUGGCGGCUGUGUUCGAGAAAAUGCUCAAGCUCUCAUGCCAUGGAAGGAGAAGGCAUUCCGCAGGAGAAGUUGUGAACUACAUUGCGGUGGAUGCUUACCGGCUUGGGGACUUCCCCUACUGGUUUCACAUGGCGUGGAGUCUUCCUCUCCAGUUGCUGCUCUCAGUGGGGGUCAUCUUCUGGGCUGUUGGUCUUGGGGCACUACCAGGACUAGUCCCUCUGGCCAUCCUCGGGUUCGCGAACGUCCCCUUCGCUAAGAUCCUUCAAGAUUGCCAAGCCAAGUUCAUGGUGGCUCAGGAUGAUAGAUUGAGGGCAACAUCUGAGGCCCUGAACAACAUGAAGAUCAUAAAGUUGCAGUCAUGGGAGCAACACUUCAGAAGCAUGAUCGAGAGCCAGAGAGAUGUAGAGUUCAAGUGGCUUUCGGAUAUUCAAAACAAGAAGGCUUAUGGGUCUGCGCUAUACUGGAUAUCGCCGACAAUUGUUUCCACUGUGAUCUUGGCAGGAACAGCUGCCAUGGGAACUGCUCCUCUGAAUGCUAGCACAAUUUUCACAGUCCUGGCAACACUCCGAGUUAUGUCGGAACCGGUGAGAAUGCUGCCUGAAGUGCUCUCGAUUAUGAUCCAAACAAAGGUUUCAUUAGACCGCAUCAAUGCUUUCCUGCUCGAAGAUGAGAUCAAAGAAGAGGAUGUCAUGAAAAACCAGGCACAAGAUUCAAGCCUUGGCAUCCGAGUGCGAAAUGGAUCUUUUCUCUGGGAGACAGAUGGAUCAGUUCCCACAUUGAAGAAUCUGAAUUUGAGCAUCAAUAGAGGAGAAAAGAUUGCGGUUUGUGGGCCUGUCGGUUCCGGAAAAUCGUCACUCUUGUAUGCUAUACUCGGCGAGAUUCCUAAACUUUCAGGAUCUGUCGAGGUCUUUGGAUCAAUUGCAUAUGUUUCACAGACAUCCUGGAUCCAAAGCGGGACAAUUCGCGACAACAUUCUAUAUGGCAAGGCUAUGGACAAGGCACUAUAUGACAAGGCCAUCAAAUGCAGUGCAUUGGAUAAGGACAUCAACAAUUUCGAUCAUGGAGACCUUACCGAGAUUGGGCAGAGAGGACUGAACAUGAGUGGAGGGCAGAAGCAAAGAAUUCAGCUUGCAAGAGCAGUCUACAAUGAUGCAGAUAUCUACCUCCUGGAUGAUCCCUUCAGUGCUGUCGAUGCGCAUACUGCUGCAAUUCUUUUCCAUGAUUGCGUGAUGUCGGCUUUGAAACACAAGACUGUCAUUCUAGUCACCCAUCAAGUCGAGUUCCUCAAUGAAACUGAUGGAAUUCUGGUGAUGGAGAAUGGAAAAGUUGCACAAGAAGGAACCUACGAGGAACUACUGAAGUCCGGGGCAGCUUUCGGAAAACUUGUAAAUGCUCAUCAAUCUUCAAUCAACAAUUUAGGGUCUUCGCAACUUGAAAACCAAGCUCGAGCAGAAAACACUUAUGGUGAUCAAGAGAUCAAUACCAAUCAACCCACAAAACAGGAUAGUGAGGUUGAAAUUUCGACAAAGGGUUUCUCAGCAGUGCAGCUAACAGAAGAGGAGGAAACUGAAAUAGGUGAUCUUGGAUGGAAGCCAUACCAUGAUUACCUCCAAGUUUCAAAGGGCUAUUCUCUUUUUGUUUUGACGAUCUUGCUACAAUUGAUAUUCGUGAGCUUCCAAAGCCUUUCGAGCUAUUGGCUAGCCAUUGGUGUGCAAGUGCAGCAUUUCAGCAAAGGAAUUCUGAUAGGAGUUUAUUCAUUUUUCGCCAUUCUUAGUUGUUUCUUUGCAUAUUCUAGGACCUUGGCAGCCGCUAAGCACGGCCUAAAGGCCUCAAAAGCUUUCUUUACUUCGUUCAUGGAUUCGAUCUUUGAAGCUCCUAUGUUGUUCUUCGACUCAACUCCUGUGGGAAGGAUUCUAACACGGGCGUCUUCCGAUUUGAGCAUCUUGGACUUUGACAUACCUUACUCCAUUGUGUUUGUCAUUGCUGGAUCAACUGAACUCAUCGCGAUGAUCGUAAUUAUGGCAUCUGUGAUAUGGCAAGUUGUGAUCGUAGCAAUUCCAGUGCUGAUCAUAAUGGUCUUUGUUCAAAGGUACUAUGUGGCUUCAGCAAGGGAGCUUGUGAGAAUCAAUGGAACAACCAAAGCACCAGUGAUGAACUCUGCGGCUGAGUCAUUGCUCGGUGCUGUCACAAUUCGCGCUUUUGGCAUGAUCGACAGGUUCAUCAGAACUAAUCUACGACUCAUUGAUACGGAUGCAUCCUUGUUCUACUACACAGUGGGUACACUUGAGUGGGUGCUACUUCGCGUCGAAGCACUCCAAAAUUUGACAAUUUUUACUUCAUCUCUUUUCCUUGUUCUGCUUCCUCCAACAGUGAUUUCUCCUGGAUUUUCUGGCCUCUGCCUAUCCUAUGCUUUGACGCUCUCUAGUUGUCAAGUCUUCUUGACGCGAUUCUACUCCAAUCUCGAAAACUUUGUCAUAUCGGUAGAACGGAUAAAGCAAUUCAUGCAUAUCACACCUGAGCCGCCGGCGAUCAUCAAUGAGAGGAGGCCUCCACCUACAUGGCCUAGUGAAGGGAGGAUAGAUUUACAAGAACUCAAGGUGCGAUAUCGUCCAAAUGCUCCUCUUGUUCUCAAAGGAAUCACUUGUGCCUUCAAAGCAGGCAACAAGAUUGGGGUUGUUGGAAGAACCGGAAGCGGGAAAACCACCCUCAUAAGUUCUCUUUUUCGUUUGGUCGAUCCUAGCAGUGGGAAGAUUCUUAUUGAUGAACUUGACAUAUGCUCGAUAGGCCUUAAAGAUCUUAGGAUGAAGCUCAGCAUAAUACCUCAAGAGGCUACUCUUUUCAGAGGCAGUAUCAGAAGUAACUUGGAUCCUCUUGGCCUUUACACUGAUCAGGAAAUUUGGGAGGCUCUAGAAAAAUGUCAACUGAAAACAGCCAUCAGUAGCCUUCCUACUCUUCUGGAUUCAGCUGUGAAUGAUGAUGGCCAAAACUGGAGCGCCGGGCAGCGGCAACUCUUCUGCCUCGGCCGCGUUCUUCUCAGAAAGAACCGAAUUCUCGUGCUGGAUGAAGCAACUGCAUCCAUAGACUCUGCAACUGAUGCUGUGUUGCAAAGGGUCAUCAGGGAAGAAUUCUCAAACUGCACAGUUAUAACCAUCGCGCACAGAGUGCCAACCGUCAUCGACAGUGACAUGGUCAUGGUUCUUUCUUAUGGCAAAAUGGUGGAGUAUGAUGAACCUUCGAGACUGAUUGAGAGCCAGAGCUCUGCCUUCUCUAAGCUUGUGGCAGAGUACUGGUCCAACUGCAGAAGAGAUUCCUCUCAUUCACUUUCAAGCCAUUGAGAAGGGAUGUGCAUCGUAUAAUAUCUUAGUAGAAGUUAAGUAUUAAGCAUGUGAAAUUAAAUAAAGUAUUAAGCAUGUUAAAUGAAUUUCACGUGUUGUUAGAAACAGAAAUUUAUUAAUCAUUUCUCAUUAUUUUCUCCUCAA